UACUAGAUAGACUGUCUGAUGGAUUUUCUUCCUGCAAUGAGCUAGUUUUUCGUUUGUGAUCCCACGAAUCUAUCUUGGCCUCAUUUCGGUCUUGUGUAAACUACGAUAUUGUUUGGAUUGAUUUCUUCGAUUCUAUAUUUGCACGUCCUUCAUCAUAAUGUACAUUUACAAUUGCAAACAAAAAAUCACAAAUUUGAUCGAUGCAUAUGAUUCAUGAACUGAACAGACCUUUUUUUUCAUAAAUGAAUUAGUGAUCAUUUUGUCAUAAAUAGGAUGUGAUUCCUAAAAUCUGGAUGAAGCAACUUGAUCUCAAGGACAUGCCUGUUAUUAUAAAGUUGGCUGGUCCAGUAUAGCUCACAAAACAGGCAAAUUUUAGCAUGGUCCCUCUUACCUCUCCUUUUUACAUGAGAGGUAAGAGUACAUAAUAGAUCUGAGCCAUUGAUUUGAUUAAAUAGUGUACCUCCCAUGUGAAAGAGAGGGUAAGAGGGAGCAUGUUAAAAUCAUUUGUCUUUAGAUAGAAGAGAAAGAAGCAGAUGUGUAAUACUGUAAUGUAAAGCUUUAUUAUCGUAAUCUCCCAUGUACACCUUAUUCUAACAGUGAAUUUCCUAUGCUUAUAGGGACAAUCCUUGUUUGCGGAUAUGGAAAGAGCAAAUCAGCUUCACAAUAUCAAGCUCUACAUGAAUAGCAUGUGUAACUUGACUCUUGCAAACAGUACAGAUGUGAAGGGAAAUAUUGUCCUUUGCUUCAGUAUAACCUCUGUUUUCCCGAUUGCUCAAUUGUAUAGAUUAGCAUCAGCAGUGGUCAACAACGGAGGAGAAGGUUUUAUCUUCACGCAGCAAAAUGCUGACCUUCUUGUUGCCUGGCAGUUUCGUGCCAUGUCCAUCCCAUGCGUUUCUAUUGAUUUGGAGGUUGCUUACAAGAUAAUUCAGUAUUUCAGUACCAGCCAGAAUCCGGUAGCAAAGGUUUCUUUAAGUCGGACAACAACUGGAAGUGGAUUUCCUGAUCCAAAGAUUGCAGCUUUCUCAUCAAGGGGUCCAAGCUCCGUCUAUCCUGCAGUGCUCAAGCCUGACAUUGCUGCACCGGGGGUGAAUAUUUUAGCAGCAGCGCCACAGGUUGGUAUUUACAAGGAAUUGGGGCUCUACUUCUUCGAUUCAGGGACAUCGAUGGCUUGCCCACAUGUUUCCGGUAUUAUAGCCAUGCUCAAGUCACUCCACCCAGACUGGUCACCUGCUGCUUUCAAAUCAGCACUCAUGACAACUGAUAGGGGUUUUGCAGCAUACAUUACAGACAACAACGGUCUUCCAUUACUAGCUGAUGCAACCCCAAAUAAGAUUGCAGAUCCUUUUGAUUAUGGAGCUGGAUUUGUCAAUCCGACUCAGGCGAGCGAUCCUGGACUUAUAUAUGAUACCGAUGCUUCAGAUUACCAGAAAUUGUUCAAUUGCAUGUAUGGGUCAGAUACAAACGGUAGUUGUAUAGCAACUGAGAAAUCCUUGUUUGACCUGAAUCUCCCAUCAAUCGCCAUCCCCAAUCUCAAGUCAUCGGAAACGGUAUCAAGAACUGUCACCAAUGUGGGCCAAGUUGAUGCAGUGUAUAAAGCAUUUGUUGAGCCCCCUGCCGGUGUUGAUAUGCUGGUCAAACCCAUGGUGUUGGUGUUUGGCAAGGAUACAAGCUCACAGUCUUUCAAGGUGAGCUUCAAGGCAACACGAAAGAUCCAAGGCGAUUACACAUUUGGUAAUUUGGUGUGGCACGAUGGAGGCAGACAUUGGGUCCGAAUCCCGAUAGCGGUUCAUGUUGUCAUCGAAGAUCUCUAUUCAACCGUCUCCUAAACUAUCGGUGUGGAGGCAAAGGGUUAAGUUUGUAGUUAAUGUAUGUAAUAAGUGAUGUGCUACUUGAUGUUUGAAUUUGUUGGCUGUUGCGUCCAUAAUUUUACGAGAACAAAAUGCUCACGUAUCAUGAUAUCUGAGCUUCAUUUGAUGAAAUAAAAGCAGUUUUAAUUGUUAUUCUCAA
Triticum aestivum (bread wheat) is the source of this 2007-nucleotide messenger RNA. Its product is annotated as subtilisin-like protease SBT3.9. NCBI's taxonomy places the organism in Eukaryota, Viridiplantae, Streptophyta, Magnoliopsida, Poales, Poaceae. The record is from RefSeq and is a predicted model, not a curated record. Gene Ontology annotation, biological process: proteolysis. Gene Ontology annotation, molecular function: serine-type endopeptidase activity. Bases 639 to 1826 code for a protein of 395 amino acids. The transcript has 5 exons.